Molecule: messenger RNA, 1860 nt
Organism: Exophiala xenobiotica
Lineage: Eukaryota; Fungi; Ascomycota; Eurotiomycetes; Chaetothyriales; Herpotrichiellaceae
Exons: 1
Coding region: 97-1284 (395 amino acids)
Source: RefSeq, a predicted model, not a curated record
CGAUAUCGCCCAAGGAUACUUUCUUGCUUACCGGGCUUUACUAAAAAGGUCUGACUACUCACUGCACAUAUCACAACCCUCGCUAGGUCAGGUGCAAUGCCGAAACGAAAAGUUGAAACCGGCGAGGUCAAGGCAAAGAAAAGAAAGGUCCACCAAGACGAGGAAGAAGCCACAGUCGACACAUCGAAACCAUCUGCAGUCUUCCAACCUUCCGGCGGCCGCUCCUGGACACUUUCUGUCGCUCUGCCAGGCAGUGUCGUCGCCAACGCCAAAUCUCACGAACAAAAAACCUUCCUGGCCGGACAGAUCGCCCGGGCAUUGGCGGUAUUCUGCGUGGACGAGAUCGUCAUCUUCGAUGAUGAAGACACGCCGACACAGCAACGACGACCCGAGAUCGCAGAGACCGACUACACUGCAUUCUCCCAUCCGGAUCACUUUCUCGCCCAUUUGCUCUCAUACCUCGAAACACCACCUCACCUGCGUAGGGCUCUGUUCCCAAUGCACCCGAAUCUGCGCACGGCAGGGACACUCCCGAGUCUGGACAUGCCGCACCAUCUACGCGCCAACGAAUUGUGCGAGUACCGAGAAGGUGUCACUGUGCGAGCCGCACCCGCGGGUCCCGGUAACGGCACGCUCGUCGACGUUGGAUUGUCAAACCACGUAACCGUCAGCGACGAUAUACCUCCAGGCACCCGCGUCACUGUGCACUUGCAAGAACAAUCCUCCACGGCGGCUGCUGAAACGGUCGCUCCGAACGUUCCUCGCGAGGAGAAGGGCUAUUACUGGGGCUAUUCAGUACGGCAAUGCAGCAGUCUAUCCGACAUCUGGACGGAAUGUCCAUUUAAAGGAGGCUACGACGUCUCAAUAGGCACUUCCGAACGAGGCAAGCCGCUCGGCAAAGUCUUGUCGAGAAGUCCGUUCAGGGACUCUAGCCUGCUGGGUUUCAAGCACGUUCUUCUCGUCUUCGGCGGCGUUGCAGGUCUGGAAAAGGCCGCCAAGAAUGAUGUGAACUUGUACGAGCACGGCAUCGGCGAGAAGAAUGUGAAGGAGCUGUUCGAUGCUUGGGUCAAUGUCCUGCCGGGCCAAGGAAGUCGCACCAUCAGGACCGAGGAGGCUAUAUGGUUGGGGUUGAUGGGUCUGAGACCGUUCGUCGAACAGCUCGGCAAGCCAGCGCCCGUCCCACUCCCACCCAGCGACGGGCCAGAGUCAGAGUCAGAGUCAGACCAAAGCUCCUCAAGUGACGGUCGAUUUUCGCCUGUAAAGAUACGAGGUAUUUGGGCGUGAAAAAUAUGUCUGGCGCCUUGUCAAAAUUUGGACACGACACCCGACAGUGACCUCUGCGCAGCACAUACAUGGGCAAAAGGGUCGAACUCGAGGCAAAUGUGGCCUCGAAAGAUUGGAACGGUGCGGCCAUCUGACUACCAGGUCCUGGCCGCUGUACGGGCUUUGAUCAACAGCUUCCAAAGUUCGCUUGCAUCCAUGCACUCCAUAACCCAGCGCUUUGCGGCACGACGGCACUAUGCCUUGCAGAUAACCCCUCGAUCUAGCUGACAGGCAUCUCAAGCGGAUCGUGCAAGCCUGCAACACGACCGGGUCAAGGGCAUUGAGGAUCUGGUGAGAAGGGUCUGUCUCUUCCGUAAACCGACCUCAAUAGUACCGGUUCGGAAUCGCUUACCCUAUCCGGCGCUCUUGCACUGGAGAUGUCCUGACGCAGGGCCUGCAAGGUUGAAGUCCUGAAGCCGCUUGAAGAGUGAUCGUCGAUUGAAUUGAGGUGAAGAAAGCGAGAGUGGGAUAUCAUUACACAGUACAAUAAACUACUAGUACCUGAGCUGCCGGUAACCCGGCUUCGAGGUUGCGAGG